Molecule: messenger RNA, 2558 nt
Organism: Colossoma macropomum (tambaqui)
Lineage: Eukaryota; Metazoa; Chordata; Actinopteri; Characiformes; Serrasalmidae
Gene: crlf1a
Product: cytokine receptor-like factor 1a
Exons: 8
Coding region: 332-1555 (407 amino acids)
Biological process (GO): cytokine-mediated signaling pathway
Cellular component (GO): external side of plasma membrane
Molecular function (GO): protein binding; cytokine receptor activity
Source: RefSeq, a predicted model, not a curated record
UGCUGAGGCCGUGGAGAGAGCAGGAGGUGCUGAGUGGGAAGAAGACAUGGCGGGGAGGAGCUUGAGAAAGUAUAAACUUGGAUGCGUUUAAGCUGUGCUAAAAAGCCUCGGCGCGCUAAAAACGAUGCCAGAACGGGAACGAAGGACACGAACAGCCCGCCACAUCGCGUCCAAACACGGUGGAUAUUCCCUGAACCUUUCCUUCUGUCACUGAAGGCUCCGUGAGGACGACUCGGGUCCGAAAGACUCGCAUCAGUCGUUGGCGAACCGAGAGUGGAGCUUCACAGGCACGGCAGGCGACUCCCCCCCCCCAACAACAACAAGAAACACAAUGGGAUUUGUGCGACUGAGGAGAAGGAACGUGUCCAGCCCAUGUGCCUCAAACAUGACCACGUUUAGGUUGCUGUUUUUCACGCUGUGUGCUCCCGGAGUGCUGUCCUUCACCCCAAUGGCGAGCGUGUAUCCUCAGGAUCCGGCCCUGCUGAUUGGUUCCAGCCUGACGGCCACAUGCUCGGUCAACCCGGACCACGGCCUGCACGCCGGCUCUCUUUACUGGACGCUAAAUGGCAAGCGUCUACCCAGCAGCACCUACAGCAUCCUGAGCCCCACUGUCCUCAGCGUCACUCUGAAAAACCUGAGUGGGUCACGCCAGCGCUCCGGUGACAACCUGGUGUGCCACGGCGGCAGUGGCCACGUGCUGGCUGGCUCCUGCCUCUAUGUGGGCAUGCCGCCUGAGAAGCCAGUCAACCUUACCUGUUGGUCCAGGAACACAAAAGACCUCACCUGCAGAUGGGCUCCUGGGGGCCAGGGGGAAACUUUCAUCAAGACCAAAUACACUCUGAAAUACAAGCUCAGGUGGUACGGGCAGGAGAAGGAGUGUGAGGACUACAGCGCAGGGCCGUACACGUGCUACAUCCCCCGCGACCUCGCCCUCUUCACGCCUUACGAGAUCUGGGUGGAGGCCUCCAACCAGCUGGGAAGCGCCACCUCGGACGUCAUCAGCCUGGAUAUCCUAGACGUGGUGACGACGGAUCCUCCGGCAGACGUCCACGUGAGCCGAGUGGGUGACCUGGAGGACCAGCUGACUGUUCGCUGGGGAACGCCACCAGCCCUCAAGGACUUCCUCUUCCAGGCCAAGUACCAGAUCCGCUACAGGCUGGAGGACAGCACCGAGUGGAAGGUGGUGGAUGACAUGGGGAACCAGACGUCAUGCAGGCUGGCUGGACUGAGGCCCGGGACGGUCUACUUCGUGCAGGUUCGCUGUAACCCCGUGGGCAUCUUGGGCUCAAGAAAAGCCGGAAUCUGGAGCGACUGGAGCCACCCGACCGCAGCGUCCACACCACACAGUGAGCGGCUGCUGACGGGAUCGUGCGACUCCAAGGCGGGACAGCAGAACUCAACGCUGCGACGGGACCUGAAACAGUUUUUCGGCUGGGUCCGCAAGCGAGCCUACGGCUGCAGCGGCAUGAGCAUCAAGCUGUACGACCAGUGGCGGGUCUGGCUGCAGAAAUCCCACAAAACUCGAAACCAGGUUCUUCAAGGAGAUAAAUCAUAGCACGUCGCUCCUGGCUGGAUGGGAUGCUUGACGAGGGCAACGCCGCGGAAGGGCUUCGCUUUUUUUCUCAAGCCAGCUGCUACAGCAGGACUUUAGGAGGAACGUUGAAACGGACCAAAACGGCCAGAAGUCCGCCUGCUGGACGCUGCUUUAAACUGUGCCUUUCUUAUUUUUUCCUCAAAUGCCUUUCAGUACAGGAAAACAACCUUAUUUUCAUUUUUGACUGACAGUAGCCAUGGCGACCAUAUGGAGGAUGAAAGGAGAUAUCUUGGCGAGAAUGUGCUCAGUGGAUCGCAGCGGGUGAGCGAUUCAUCAGAAGCUGAAAUUUGCACAUUUGCUCCGAGGAUGACCUGCGUCCUGCGUUCGUUUCUGUGACGCUUCCAAACCGGUUUUUCCGUUUAGUGCACCUGCAGCACCAGCGAGGCGCAGGCAAGCAGAAUCUGCGCCGGAAGUUUUAUCUUACUGCAGAAAUAGUAUUGAACGUCCAGUCUUUCCAAAGAUCCAGAGAGACCAUUCAAGAGUUUCUAGUUCUGUGACUGCACAUAGUUUUGGUUAGGUAUACCUCACCGUGGAGAAGGAGGAGGAGAAGAUAGAUAACAAAAAAUGCUUCAAGGGAAACUUGAAACUUGAGUUCAGUGAAGGUGAAACAUUUAAAGAAGGUUCAGAAAAAAUCAGAAUUUGGACAUUUUUCCCAAAUGUAGUUGAUCAGAUCAGAACACAUUUGAUCUGAAGUGUGCUUGUUUAGCUAUGAGGCUAAUAUAACUAAUUGGGCUGAGCCUCUAGCUGCAAGAUGCAAACAAUAUACUUGUCAUUGACGCCUAGAACACUUGUUUUGUUUUUUUUACUAAAGUAAUGACGACUAGUUGACUAUUUUUUGAAUGACUAGUCAAAAAUUAAUAGUCAUGCAAACCCUAUACACUUAAAAAAGAUGGUUCUUCAAGGGUUCUUUAGAAAAGGCAGUGGUUCUAUUUGAAAUCAUGAGUUCUAUAUAGAAUAAUUUUAU